Rhodotorula graminis WP1 is the source of this 1101-nucleotide messenger RNA. RefSeq lists its product as uncharacterized. Gene Ontology annotation, cellular component: U2-type prespliceosome; U1 snRNP. The record is from RefSeq and is a predicted model, not a curated record. Gene Ontology annotation, biological process: mRNA splice site recognition. The annotation marks the transcript as partial. Lineage: Eukaryota; Fungi; Basidiomycota; Microbotryomycetes; Sporidiobolales; Sporidiobolaceae. Gene Ontology annotation, molecular function: mRNA binding. The transcript is spliced from 5 exons.
AUGCACGUCGUUGAUCUCGACCUGGCGGAGAGAGAGACGAGAAGCGAGCCGGGGCGGCGGGACUUGGGCGCUGCGACGAAGGCGAGGAGGCGCGCCUCGUCGACCUCAUCAACCUCGCUCGCCGCAGCUCUGAGCAACGAUGGGGCGGCUUGCAGAGCAGCAGAGGAAACUCCUCGAGCAGCUCAUGGGCGCAGGUGCGCUCCCCCGUCUCGCUGUGUCGUCCCCGCCCGCUCCCAUCUCCCCCUCCUCCCACACUCGCCGCCCCGCACCACACCGCCCUGGCUCGCACGGCCGGGUGCUCGCGUGCAUCAGGUUCAGUGCACGAGACUGACCCACCUGUCUCCCCUGCACCCGGCGCCUGUUCCCCUCCCCCUCACUCCUCAUCGCUCCCCCUCCCUCAUCUCGUCCUCGUUCCCCCUACUCGUCCACGCAACAGAGGCGCUCGGCAUCGUCACGCACGACAUCUCGCUCUACGACCACAAGCUCUGCCACCCGUUCGUCGCCGGCAUCUGCCCGCAUGACCUCUUCACCAAUACGAAAAUGGACCUCGGAACGUGCGCCAAGACGCACUCGAUCAAGCUCAAGAACGAGUACGAGGGCAUGCUCAAGAAGGCCGAGCAGGACAAGGACGAGGACAAGAUCAAGAUGCUCAACUCGUUCAAGAUGAACUACGAGCAGGUCAUCAUGGGCUUCGUCGGCGAGUGCGACCGGAGGAUUGCGGCGGCUCAUCGCCGCCUCGAGAAGACGCCCGAGGAGAACAACCGCACCACGGCCCUCAUGCGCGAGGUCGGCGAGAUCGAGGGCGCCUACCAGGCCGCCAUGGCCGAGGUCGAGAUGCUCGGCUCGCAGGGCAAGGUCGAGGAGUCGAUGACGCAGCUCACCAAGGCCGAGGCGCUCAAGGCCGAGAAGCUCGACAAGGAGCGCGAGCUGCAGCAGCUCACCGACACGGCCGGCGCGUCGGGCAACCAGAAGCUGCGCGUGUGCGACAUCUGCGGCGCCUACCUGUCGAUCCUUGACUCGGACAGGCGUCUCGCCGACCACUUUGGCGGCAAGAUGCAUCUCGGCUACCACCAGCUGCGCCAGCUCAUCGACGAGUGGAAG